Messenger RNA from Suillus paluster, 2169 nucleotides. RefSeq lists its product as uncharacterized. Gene Ontology annotation, biological process: maturation of SSU-rRNA from tricistronic rRNA transcript (SSU-rRNA, 5.8S rRNA, LSU-rRNA). The record is from RefSeq and is a predicted model, not a curated record. Lineage: Eukaryota; Fungi; Basidiomycota; Agaricomycetes; Boletales; Suillaceae. Bases 1 to 2169 code for a protein of 722 amino acids. The transcript is spliced from 6 exons. Gene Ontology annotation, cellular component: small-subunit processome; nucleolus.
AUGGCAGCUCGAUAUUUGGCUGCAUUCCAGCGCAGCGAUAUUCCUCGCGACCGACCUUACUUCACUCCUCAUCUCCCAACUUAUUCCUCUGCCGUUCGCGAAAAAAUACAUCUCCAGUCCAGUGGCAGGCGAUGGCUAAUACCUAUGUCAGGUUCACUCUCGUCACAUACACGCCGAAUACGUCUCGAGUCCCUAAGUCCCGUUCCUAGCUUCAGAAUAGCCCGCGUCGGUCAACGAAGAGGUUUCGUCUGUCGAUGUCUUGCGUUCCUGUCUGUAGUCUCUGCCGUUGUGAUCCUCCUCAUAAUGUUGGGUACCGAAGAGUCCCACUGGACACCCCAGUUCAGGGAUUCUACCCUCGUGUUUGGCAGAGAGAAUUUGCAACGCAUUUGGAAGUGGGAGAUCGAGAGCGGACAUUACCCCAGCAAUGGGAAGAUUCCCGAGCAGAUUGGCUUCACCUCUACCAUCUUGAAUCCCGCUUUGCCACCGGCAAAGGCACAUACGCUCAUUUCACCGUUUACACCUCCGCCAGGGCCAGUGACCACUAUCACUAGAGGAAUUGGUCCCCGUAGAGUAUAUCUCGAAAAUACGAAGCAGUCUGUCGGCGAGGCAUACCCGCCCAGACCGGUACCUGGAAGCAUUGCAGAUUUAGAUAUCAUUCUAGAGCAAUGUAAUUUUUCAGAGGGCAAGUACGUCCGGGAUUGUUUGGAGUUUCUGCGCGUUUCCGCUAGUUUGGAUAAUGGUCGAAGAGUUCGACGAGGAUCAUUGGAGGGAUGGAAAUACGCUUUCAUGGAAGAGGAUCGACCGGAUGAAGAAUAUUCUCCCCGCUCCACGCAAGCUGCACCUACAGUGCCUGCAGGACCAUACCCCACUGGACGCCAAAAUUCAAAUGCAGGAUUGAUGAAGAAGAGGAAUGUUCAAUGGGAGGGCCCACUACAACUCUCACCCCCUGAGCAGCAAAUCGUCCGUUCAGGCCCUUCGACUGCUUGCGAUCCCGAAAAUCUCCGCCUGUUCCAUAUGUUUUGGGCAGGUCCAUUCAACGAGAAACCAUAUGUUGCGCUGUUAUCCUUUCUCUUCACCCAGAACCUUGACGCGUGUCCGCCACAAAUCUGGUUGUGGAUUAAUCCUGGUCCUGCAGCGGCCGUUCCCAAUCCCUCCGCACUCACAGAUAUGUACGAUGCGCUGAAGACGAACCCAUGGGCGGCACCCUUCCUUCACCCGCGUUUCAAGAAUGUUAUCAAAUUCAAACUGUGGAACACAACGGAACAACUUGAUAGCAACCUGGAGCUGCGAGACGAGUGGAGGAACAUGGAAACCCUCUUCAAUUCUGGGGGUGUGACUGUGAGCGUACCUGCUGACAAACCUGCAGGAAGCUCUAGUGCUAGCUCAUCUGGGAUCGGUGAUAUGGUUCACCGCCUUGGUUCGAAGUCGGAAGCGACUUAUGAUAGGCUUUCCGUGAUAUUGUCCGACAUGGCCCGAUUCAUUGUCACUCAUCGCUAUGGAGGAAUCUAUCUAGAUGCUGACACCAUCUUCCUGCGGGAUUGGGAGGAGCUUUGGGGAUGGAAAGGCGCCUUUGCCUACCGGUGGUCCUACCAUGACGACUACAACACUGCUGUGCUCCAUCUUAACAAGGGUUCCGCCCUUGGCUCUUUCCUCUUCCGCACCGCAUUGAAGAACGGGUUGGAUUUUCAUCCUGUUGCUGUCUCUAAGUACCUCAAAGAAGCGCACCUGGAGAACCUUUUGUUACGCGUUCCUGACGCGCUUUUCGACCCAGCUUGGCUAAACACGGAAGGUUAUCAAGUGGAACGGCCACCAUACCCCUUCUUCACAGGCUUUGCUGAUUUCUUCGAUACUCCAGAAGUUCAGAGCGCUGCUCCGCAGGUCAGUGGGUUUGAAGGGUUCUUCAGGGGGGCAUUCUCGUAUCACUUUCAUAACUUCUGGUGGAAGCCAUUCGAUCCUGCUAGGAAUUGGCCGGACUUGGGGCCCAAAUUUGGGGGUGGUGAAAGGGCAGCACGCGCUGCUGCCAACCCUCAUGCAGAUCCUGAUGACUGGGACGACAAGAUAUCCGAUGACAAGCGUGACUUGGACUGGGCGACUGUGCUGAAGCGCACAUUUGAAGCUUACAUUCGUGGAGAAAGACCAAAUAUGUAUGGUGAAUGGUUGCGCUGGUGA